GCACCGGGGCGCUUUCGCUACAUCAGUUCACAUCCGCUCAGCUCUAUCAGUGCUGGAAAAAGGACUUUGAGAAACUGCGGCGAUGUCAGUCCAGGUUGUGGCAGCGAAAAUGGCAGAGGUCGAACUCAAAGACGUUCCCACCGGCAAAGACUUGCCGGUCGGAUCCCCGAUGACACCGACAUCCGAGGACAAGUCGCUGGCCAAAAACGACUCGUUCGCGGCGGGUUCCUCUGCCGCCGCGUCCCUCACCGUGGAGUCCUCUGCGAAAGCCGGCGACAGCAGCCCGGGCUUACUAACCCCGAACGCCGCUAAGCUUCCCCAGGCGUCGGCUAUGAAGCGUACCGACCCGCAGCAGAACGGAGGGGAGGCUUUUGUCAACCGUGACGGCACAGUUGCCGAAGCUCCACGAAUGAAAAAGAUUCAGUUUGCGGAGCAGAAACAAGAGUUCAACAAGCGUCCCUCCAAGAUCGGCCGGCGUUCUCUAUCCCGCUCCAUCUCCCAGUCCUCCACAGACAGCUACAGCUCAGCUGCGUCGUACACGGACAGCUCCGACGAUGAGACCUCCCCUCGGGACAAGCAACAGAAGAACUCCAAAGGCAACGGAGACUUCUGCAUCAAAAACAUCAAACAGGCCGACUUCGGACGCAGAGAGAUCGAGAUUGCCGAGCAGGAAAUGCCCGCCCUGAUGGCUCUGAGGAAGCGGGCUCAGGGGGAGAAACCCCUCGCCGGUGCCAAGGUGGUGGGCUGCACACACAUCACCGCCCAGACAGCCGUGCUCAUGGAGACUCUGUCCGCUUUGGGGGCUCAGUGCCGGUGGGCGGCGUGCAACAUCUACUCCACCCAGAACGAGGUGGCAGCUGCCCUGGCCGAGGGAGGAUUCAGCGUGUUUGCGUGGAAGGGUGAGUCAGAGGACGACUUCUGGUGGUGCAUCGACCGCUGCGUCAACGUGGAGGGGUGGCAGCCUAACAUGAUCCUGGAUGAUGGUGGAGACCUGACUCACUGGAUCUAUAAAAAAUAUCCCAACAUGUUCAAGAAGAUCAAGGGCAUCGUGGAGGAGAGUGUCACUGGUGUGCAUCGGUUGUACCAACUGUCCAAAGCAGGAAAGCUGUGUGUUCCAGCCAUGAAUGUCAACGACUCUGUGACCAAACAGAAGUUUGACAACCUCUACUGCUGCAGAGAAUCCAUCCUGGACGGGUUGAAGAGGACCACUGACGUGAUGUUCGGAGGCAAACAGGUGGUGGUGUGUGGAUACGGAGAGGUGGGGAAAGGCUGCUGCGCGGCCCUCAAAGCUAUGGGCUCCAUCGUCUACGUCACGGAGAUCGACCCCAUCUGCGCUCUGCAGGCCUGCAUGGACGGGUUUCGGCUGGUGAAGCUCAACGAAGUCAUCCGACAAGUGGACAUCGUCAUCACCUGCACAGGGAAUAAGAACGUGGUGAUGAGGGAGCACCUGGACCGCAUGAAGAACGGCUGCAUCGUCUGCAACAUGGGACACUCCAACACGGAGAUCGACGUGGCGAGCCUGCGGACUCCGGAGCUGACCUGGGAGAGGGUCCGCUCUCAGGUGGACCACGUCAUCUGGCCUGAUGGUAAAAGGAUAGUCCUGCUGGCAGAGGGUCGUCUGCUGAAUCUCAGCUGUUCCACCGUCCCCACAUUCGUUCUUUCCAUCACUGCCACAACCCAGGCUCUGGCUUUGAUAGAGCUCUACAACGCUCCGGAGGGACGCUACAAACAGGAUGUUUAUCUGUUGCCUAAGAAGAUGGACGAAUACGUGGCCAGCUUACAUCUCCCAACAUUCGACGCACAUCUCACAGAGCUGAGUGACGAGCAGGCCAAGUACCUGGGCUUGAACAAGAACGGCCCCUUUAAGCCAAACUAUUAUAGGUAUUAAAGCAGUUGUUUUGAGGGGGGAGGGGUUACCUGUUAAUACUCCAUGAAUCACAGAGGAAGAGGAGGACGCACAGGAAAGUCAACACAUCUGCUUUUCCAUCUGCAGGAUUUGGGCACCAAUUUCCCCACAUCGCGGCAGUUUUAUUUAUUCACGCGGCCACAUUAGUGCUGAUUGAAACAAAUUUAGCGUCCGUUCGCCGCUAGCUUAACUCCCGGAGGACACGUCCACUUCCUGCCGUCGUCUUCACGCUCUUAAAGAUGCUCGUUUGUGUGUGACGUUGUUCGUGACUCCUCCAUCCUCACCGUUGCCAGAUCUUUUAUUCUUUAUUUGUUAAAGAUGGAAUGACGUAUGAUAAACGAUUAAAAAAAAAAAGUUGAUUAAAAAAAAAAAAAAAUGAAGAAAAAAAAGAAACCUGAUGAUUUAGUGUCUGACAUUUUUUCCUUUUGUUUCCUGUAGUCAUCGUCCUUUUCUUUUCUACUUUAUUUUGUGUAAAUUAAUUUGCGAGGAGGGGGCGAGGCCCAAUCAUAUCUUGUAUUUUAUUUGACGAAUAUUCGGAUUUGUUUGUUUUUAAGCCUCUUUUUUAUAAUGUUUCAAACUACUUUUAUUUUUCCUUUUUUUUUAACCGUCUCUGGAAGGCAAACCAACUGUUCUACCUUUUCACAAUAAAACCGUCUCGUUAGCUGCUUUUAUUUUCUCAACUUCUGGCUGCUUAAACUCGCCAGUGUAGAAAUAAUGAAAAGUAUUUAACCUUCAAUAUUUUCCUUUGGAUGACUACACUGUAUUAAAGCAUGGCAGACUGUCCACACAAAGCUAUACUGUAUAUUUAGAUAUUUAUAGAGUUGUAGGAUUCUUUUAUUUUAUUUUAUUUUUUGUCUUUGCUGCUCCAUCUACCAUCAUCAUUUUUUUUGACAGAAUCAAGAGGAAAAUGACAGAUUACAUGUGUAAUAAAUGCAUUAAAAACCCCAACUGUGAAUACGGUAACAUAUGAUGAAGUUGUUGCCGGGCAGAUUUCCUCUCUCAGCAUCUCUGUGAAAUGUGUGGUGCUGUCUUGCCGUACACAAACAGCACAAGUCAAUGGUACUUUUUUCUCUCACAUAAAUCAUUUUUUUUCCUUUACCAGAAGCACAUCUUUAUUGAAUUAACAAGUGAUCUGUCACAGUUGCCCUCGGCAGUCCUUCCUACACUGAUCUUUCAAAAUACACUUGUUUAUUUCUCAAAAACUUUUUUUUACCUUUUAAAGAAAAAGCCUAUAUGUCUCAAAUUUCAGAUUUUUUUUUUUUCUGGCAAAGAAAUUUAUAAAGCAAGCUGUCGCAGUGUUAAAUAAGUUUGCAAAAAAAGAUAAAAGAUGAACACACGAUUUGCUAACAGUUGUUAUUUAGCUAAAUGGCUUCAAUAUUUAAAUUUAAGCAACAACCUUUAUAACCAAAUCUAUUUUUUUUUUCAAACUCCCUGAAUUAACUCAAAUAUGCAUCAAACUACUUUAACUCCAACGCUACUUUUAUUUAGAGUCUACUUUAAAGUAAAAUCCUUUGUGAAUAUUUAAAAUAAAUUGGUGUCAAAAGGUUAAAAAUGUAUGGAGGGUCAUAAAUGUCUUAAUAAGCAGAAAAUUGAUGAUUUGAAAGGAGAAAAAAUACACUAAAGAAUCUUGAAUUUACUAUUCAUUCAGAAUCGGUACAGGUAGAAGAGACUUUUAAUCAAAUUUUAAAAAACAAAAAAAGCCCAAUUUCACUUUUAAAAAAUGUAAAUUUAUUAAAAGAAUUCACAUAUUCAGUUGGGAAAAACAAAUUGAAGUCACCGUUCUUACUUCUAAUUCACAAAAAUUAGAACUAUUAUAUUAAAUAUAGAACUUAACUAAAUUAAUUUUGUUUAAAAUGAUAAUUUUUUCUGCAAAUUACUCAUUUUAAAGUUAAAGUAAAAUGUAAUUCUUUUAGUGUUGACAACAAAUAAGCAGCUAUUUAAGGUACGUUCACGCCGCUCUCGGCAGCAUGCGUUCAGACGACCGCUCCCUAUGAAAAGUCUACGUAGAUGCGCGCAAACACUCGAAAUCGAUGUAUCACGAUAUUUCAUAUGGCGAUAGUUGUAUCAAUUUAAAAUGCUGACAAGACGAUAUUUAAUUAUUUAUGAGCUUCCUUCAGCGUCUGACUCUUGUUUUCCUCCAGCCACUAGUUGGCAGCGCAGCCAACUGAGCCACUUUGAGCAGCUCUACACCGCAGCAGAACAAAAAGAUCUCGCGAGAACCAGCUUGUGUUAAAAGUUCAGUCAGCCUCGCAGUUUUUAGUAUGAGACAUGUACCACUUAGGUUUUACUUCUUUUGUUGAUACUUAAUCUUUAAAAAAAAUUGAAAAACUGUUCUGGUACAGUCCUGGGAUAUAUUGCGAUGCAUAUCGUGAUACGUAUCAGGUUAUACAUCAUAUUGGGACACGCAUAUCAGGAUACAUAUCGUAUCGUCAAGCUCUAGUCAAUUCUCACUCCCUAGUAAACACGUGUUUCAGACUUUGUGCGUUUUUGUUAGACUCUUGAGUUUUUACAACCGACCUCAAGCAUACAACAUGCGUAGAGCACUGAUCGAGCGUUGCAAGUUAAACCAGUUGACCAAUCAGGGACUCUGAUUCAAAAGUGACGUAUAGAUGGCGUCUCUUUUAAUUCACAGAAGUACCAUCCAAGAAACGAAUAAGUGUUUUUUGUUUCCGGUCGGAAUUCUGUCACCAAAUCUUAGAGCUGUGAAAGAAAAAGUUCAGAGAAAGAUCUAAAGAUUUGCCCCGCUUUGACGUUUCGCACCAAAGUUCUUUCAACUGUAGGUGGCAGAUAUGUGUUAGUAAACAGUAAAAAAAAAGAAGAAGAAGAAGCCCCUCCCUGCUUGUCCAGUGUGAACACUGUAGGAUGAACGCCCGAUGUGUACCUCGCUUAAUGAACGAGUCGUACUACUGUGUGUGGGAGGGGCUGGGUCACAGGCUGCAGAAAGUCACUACUAUACUGAUGUCUUAAUACUCACCAAGGAAUUAAAAAAAAUACUUCAGCCCAUGCUGAUGUUUAUUGAAAGAUUGUGGUAAUUUGUCACAAUUGCCCUUUUAGAAAAGGUAUUUUUUAAAUAAACUUAAAUGUAUUUGAGAAGAUUUCUCAUUAAGUAGACUUAAAUCUUUUUUUUUUGAUGAACUACACACUUUGAUAAAAAAUACUGUUGGUGUCUCAAUUGAUUUCUAAUUUUGUUUUGAGAAUUCUUCAGUUCAAAUUUAUUCUCUAUUAAAUUACGUUCUUUCUAAUUCAGACACUCCUGACCCUCCGUACUGACUAAAUUUGGUGCUUUAAAGUAAAAACCUUAAAAGUUUUCUUUACUGUGCAUUUGACCUCUACUGCAAACCAAAAAUCAAACCCCUCAUUUUUUGCUGCAUUUCCUGCUUGUUCUCCUUGUGCUUAGAAUAUCUACAGCAGUUUCUGUGACCCGUUCUCUUACAUUUUUUUCUCUUUUCUGUGUGUUGAAUGUGCAAUCUAAAAAAGAGACAAAGGAAGUAUUUUGGUGGAAGAAGGCGGCGCUGCUGACUCCUCUUUGUCGGUCUGUGUGUGUCUUUUGUCGACAUUUCCACGUUGCUUUGUGAAGAGCUGCCUCAGGAUCUGAGCCGGGCAAAAGCGUUUUCAGUCUGAUCGACGUAUUGGUUUAGGCGGGGAAGACACCAGCAUCCAAACUGUACAUACAAUGCUACAAACGGAUAUGAUGACCUUUAAAUGUAUAGGAAGCUCAACCAAGAAUCAACCACUGUAUUUAUUGAUGUAAAUCUUCAUUUAAAAAGAUGACAAAACUCACACAAAUGUUUGAAGAUCUCUAAUAACAAAGAGAAAACCCUGUUGAAAUAUUGCAACUGAUAAUGAUAGAUGAUGAGCAAUAAUAAAAAAUGUAAUCUAAAUUAAUAAAAUUGUUGAAAAUGUU
This is a messenger RNA of Oryzias melastigma (Indian medaka), 5810 nucleotides long. It is a transcript of the gene ahcyl2b, whose product is annotated as adenosylhomocysteinase like 2b. The record is from RefSeq and is a predicted model, not a curated record. Gene Ontology annotation, biological process: L-methionine cycle. Gene Ontology annotation, cellular component: cytosol. NCBI's taxonomy places the organism in Eukaryota, Metazoa, Chordata, Actinopteri, Beloniformes, Adrianichthyidae. Bases 83 to 1888 code for a protein of 601 amino acids. The transcript has 17 exons.